AUGUUGAGAGCUAACAAUAGAUAUAUACAAAGUGCAACAAAGACCUUUGUGCGUAAUGCAUCAUACAAGGAAUUGAAAUUUGGAGUUGAGGGAAGAGCAGCUUUAUUGAAAGGGGUUAAUACUUUGGCUGAUGCUGUUUCAGUUACCUUGGGCCCCAAGGGUAGAAACGUUUUGAUUGAACAACAAUUUGGGUCUCCAAAAAUCACCAAGGACGGAGUCACUGUGGCAAAAUCAAUCACCUUGGAGGAUAAGUUUGAAGAUUUGGGAGCUAAGUUAUUACAAGAAGUUGCUUCAAAGACAAAUGAGAGUGCUGGAGAUGGUACCACAUCAGCUACUGUGUUAGGUAGAUCCAUUUUCACUGAAUCUGUCAAGAAUGUAGCUGCUGGCUGCAAUCCAAUGGAUUUGAGAAGAGGCUCACAAGCAGCUGUUGAGGCCGUUAUUGAAUUUUUACAAAAGAACAAAAAGGAUGUUACAACUUCAGCUGAGAUAGCUCAAGUUGCUACUAUUUCAGCUAACGGGGAUAAGGCUAUUGGUGACUUGUUAGCCUCGGCUAUGGAAAAAGUCGGAAAAGAAGGUGUUAUCACUGUUAAAGAAGGAAAGACUUUAGACGAUGAAUUGGAAGUUACCGAGGGUAUGAAAUUCGAUCGUGGUUAUAUCUCGCCAUAUUUUAUAACCAAUACAAAGACAAGCAAAGUUGAGUUUGAAAACCCGUUAAUCAUGUUGAGUGAAAAGAAGAUAUCAAACAUUCAAGAUAUUUUGCCUUCAUUGGAGCUUUCAAACCAGACAAGAAGACCAUUAUUAAUUGUCGCUGAAGACAUUGAUGGCGAAGCAUUAGCUGCAUGUAUCUUGAACAAAUUGAGAGGUCAAGUUCAAGUUUGUGCUGUUAAAGCUCCUGGUUUUGGUGACAACAGAAAGAACAUCUUGGGAGAUAUUGCGAUACUUACAGGUGGUACGGUUUUUACCGAUGAACUCGACAUCAAACCCACUGAAGCCACGAUUGACCAUUUGGGAAGUGCAGGCGCUGUCACUGUGACAAAGGAAGAUACCGUUGUUUUGAAUGGUGAGGGCUCCAAAGCUAACCUUGAACAAAGAUGCGAUCAAAUUAGAUCUGUUAUGGACGAUGCCGCAACCACUGAAUACGAAAAGGAGAAAUUACAAGAGAGAUUGGCUAAAUUAUCAGGUGGUGUUGCAGUUAUCAAAGUUGGUGGGUCUUCAGAAGUUGAAGUUGGUGAAAAGAAGGAUCGUUACGAAGAUGCUCUCAACGCCACAAGAGCUGCUGUCCAGGAAGGUAUUUUACCUGGUGGUGGUACAGCUUUGAUCAAAGCUACAAGAAUCUUGGACAAGGUCAAGGAGAAUGCUGAAAAUUUCGAUCAGAAAUUGGGUGUAGAUACCAUCAGAGCUGCUAUCACUAAACCUGCAAAGAGAAUCAUUGAAAAUGCAGGUGAAGAAGGUGCAGUGUUGGUGGGUAAAAUAUAUGAUCAACCAGAUUUCAACGUUGGUUAUGAUUCAGUAAAAGGCGAAUUUACAGAUAUGUUAGCAGCCGGUAUUAUUGAUCCUUUCAAAGUUGUUAAGAAUGGUUUACAGGAUGCUGCUAGUGUUGCAUCAUUAUUGGCCACCACUGAAUGUGCUAUUGUUGAUGUGCCACAACCUCCAGCAGCCGGUGGUCCACCAGCAGGAAUGGGUGGUGGUAUGCCAGGAAUGUUUUAA
Molecule: messenger RNA, 1707 nt
Organism: Lodderomyces oxycetoniae
Lineage: Eukaryota; Fungi; Ascomycota; Pichiomycetes; Serinales; Debaryomycetaceae
Gene: HSP60
Product: chaperone ATPase
Exons: 1
Coding region: 1-1707 (568 amino acids)
Biological process (GO): mitochondrial unfolded protein response; apoptotic mitochondrial changes; protein import into mitochondrial intermembrane space
Cellular component (GO): mitochondrial matrix; mitochondrial inner membrane
Molecular function (GO): ATP-dependent protein folding chaperone; ATP binding; protein-folding chaperone binding
Source: RefSeq, a predicted model, not a curated record